AUGCCACCUCGAAUACCGCUCCCUACCUAUACCACAGCUCUCCCUAAACCAUCAGCCCACCGUCUAUGUAAAUCAUGCCUGACCCGCAGCUUCUCCUCGACUGCAGCCGCGCCUGCCGAGGAGAGAACUCGGCGCCAGCCAACAGCCCAUCGAAGACGCUUCUACGAAUGGCUCGAAGGCCCAGGAGAAGUUUUCCGCCAUCCUCUUCCCAACUCAACCAACUAUCUCAAUGCGUAUGAUAGAUCGGGCAAUCUGCUUCGUGCAUCAAAGCGCAGUGAAGCUUCUUCAACGCCAGAGACGGCUGAUAUGAGAGCACUUGACGCAGCUGCCGAAGGUUCAGAAAUACCAAAAGAGACAGAGAGCGAUCUACGACCGUUUCCUAUGAACAACUACUUUAUAUCUCAAAGCAUAUUAUCGGAAGACCUUCGGAAUGAGAUAUGGCGACGAGUCCAGGGAGAUGGGAAAUCUGUGCGGCAAGUAUCUGCGGAGAUGGGUGUGGACAUGCGACGAGUGGCUGCAGUCGUAAGAUUAGUCGAGGUGGAGAGAAGGAUGAAGACAGAGAAAAAGCAACUAGCCAUACCCUAUGCUCGAGCGAUCCACGCCAUGGUGCCAGUCACCGAACUUGACCCAAAAACCCGAAGACCAGUCGAAGCACAUGAAUCCAUCAAUGACCUUGAACAACAUCCCCUUACGCUUCCCCAAAUCUUCUAUCCGACUUCCGAAUCUCGCGCGUUCAACCGUACAGACGCCGGCCGUGUCUUCAGCGGCGCGCCACGCCUGCCAGAUGAGGAGGACGUCGGUCAAGGGGGCACACAAGCAGUAGAGCCAUGGCAGGACAACAAACCCGAGCUGAUCGGCAAACCCGGGCGAGAAAAAUAUGUCUUGAAACCCGCCGACAGCCGGAUCCCUCACCCACACCUGAUCGCGUUUGCCAAAGACCAGGGUCUUCCGCGCGCCGAGCAACAAGAGCGGUACCACGCACGUCUUCUUGAAGACAAGGAGAGAAGGGAGGCGGCCAAAGCCAAGCGUGAGGCCCUCGAGGAGAGCAAGAAGACUCGAAUCGACGCUGGACGGUGGCAGUUUGUUGUGACUGAUGUCCAGGCAACUCGACAAGGUACAGGACUGGAUGGUCGAGGCACGCAGAGCCCUGGGUUCAGGUACGGUGUGCCCGCCCAGGACCGGAAGAGAGGCCAUGUCAAGAUCCCCACAAAAGUCGAGGUGUGA
Exophiala aquamarina CBS 119918 is the source of this 1224-nucleotide messenger RNA. RefSeq lists its product as uncharacterized. The transcript is spliced from 2 exons. Gene Ontology annotation, cellular component: mitochondrial small ribosomal subunit. The record is from RefSeq and is a predicted model, not a curated record. Gene Ontology annotation, biological process: mitochondrial translation. Gene Ontology annotation, molecular function: structural constituent of ribosome. Bases 1 to 1224 code for a protein of 407 amino acids. NCBI's taxonomy places the organism in Eukaryota, Fungi, Ascomycota, Eurotiomycetes, Chaetothyriales, Herpotrichiellaceae.